AGGUUCGUGGCUGUGGCCGGGGAGAGCGGGUUCAUGGGCGCCACGGGCAUCCUGGAGUUUGGGCCGCAGUUCAACUAUACUGCGAGGGAACUCGUGCAGGAUUGCCAUGGAAUCGACUGCGACGUGUUUGAGACUUGUCUGGAUAAGCCAGAAGAGGGACUGUCUGUUCUCUAUACUUACUAUUGGUCUAAUAAAGAGUGGAACUUGCAAAAUAACAAGGAACCAGUGCCCAUAGCCGUCGAGAUCUAUGCCAACGGCGCAGUCGCUGGCCAAACCGACGGGGAAAUUAUGGUGCGAUAUGAUUUCUUUGACUUCCAAAGAGAGUUUCGUCCAUCGCGUUAUGUCCUUGAGCCCCCACAGGACGUCUACUGUACCGACAGGAAAACCUACCUCAGUCCUCCAAAGACCGUCCAGUCCUUCAGCUACAAAUCAGAACACAUUACUGGUGUGAACAUCCCUUUUCCAAGCGGAGAUAAUGAUACAUUUCUUUUGCGUUUUCGUGGAAUAUUUCCAAAAGAUGAAUGGUACGACUGGGACACGAGGAUCACCCGCAUGGACUACACUCCCUUUUACGUUACAAGAAACGAACGUCGCUUCGAGAACCUCACCAGACGCGUACACGACUUCAAUCAAGGUUUGGCCUACGUAAUCAAGCCAAGACUGAACUUCUGCAACAUCACCAAGAUCGAAAAAUGUGACAAGUUGGGGAGACGUGAUGGUCGGGGAAGACGGUUCCGUUUUCAUGCAGAGUCCCUGGAAACUACGAGGACCUUGACGAACCCAUGCAGUACAACGGCAUUGUAA
This is a messenger RNA of Penaeus monodon (black tiger shrimp), 804 nucleotides long. RefSeq lists its product as uncharacterized. The record is from RefSeq and is a predicted model, not a curated record. Lineage: Eukaryota; Metazoa; Arthropoda; Malacostraca; Decapoda; Penaeidae. The coding region runs from base 34 to 804 and encodes 256 amino acids. The transcript is spliced from 5 exons.